Molecule: messenger RNA, 2430 nt
Organism: Colias croceus (clouded yellow)
Lineage: Eukaryota; Metazoa; Arthropoda; Insecta; Lepidoptera; Pieridae
Product: ovochymase-2-like
Exons: 10
Coding region: 144-2180 (678 amino acids)
Biological process (GO): proteolysis
Molecular function (GO): serine-type endopeptidase activity
Source: RefSeq, a predicted model, not a curated record
GGAAGGGAACAGUCGUGUUGUGAUAGUGAUACAAGUACAUAGAUUAUUUAUUAAUUAAGUGGGUAUUCAAUAAUUAUAUGUUUCGUUAUUGCAUUAUAAGGACCAUUUGCUGCGUUUAAAAACAAGGUGAAUAAAAUGACAACAUGGAUUGUAAGGUCCUCAAAUCAACGUUACUUCUGCUCGUUAUAACGCAGACGACGGGACAAUUCUUUGAUUUCUUCUCAGCGCUCCAACCUGUGAUCCAACAUCCAAUACAAGGCAGAUAUGACGUCACAACGAAACGAAUCCGAACACAGACAGAACCAAAACGCAAUCAUUCCAUCUCACACAACCCAGUCGAAACAGAAAGAGACAGACGAACGCACACACAAACUAGUCAUGCAAAAACUAGACCUAAGACAACAGUACACAAUAACUACAGUACGCAAAAGCCAAAACGAAAGAACACAGUGAAACCUAGUCCAGAUGCUAUUUACUUCAAUAGUGAUAGAAAUAUAAAUAGAUACACAGAAUAUACAACACGCAAUCCGUUCGUAAAUGGUGUAAGACCAGCCAUAGUAAAUGGUCCACCUAUAACGAAUAGGCCGCCAACACACGCGCCGCAGUUUGUCGAAAAUGCUAGCCCGGAAUUGAUAAUUGGACCAGACGAAGACUAUAUGAGUGAUACAGAGAAACUGAGAUAUUUAGAAGUGGCUGAACGAAUGUGCGAAAAAUACAAAUCGCUAGAUGUGAAGCAACUACAAGCUAUACCGUUGGUACCAUCACCACGGCCUGUGAGAGUCAACGUAUCUUCGUGCGUUCCUUCUGAGGUACCGUUGGUAGUUGGAGGUAAGGUGGUCAGCGUGAAGGAGUUCCCUCACAUGGCACUUCUAGGCUGGCCGAAGAGUAUAUCUGGUGGUUAUUCCUGGAAGUGUGGAGGCAGUCUGCUUAGCGACAGAUAUGUUCUGACAGCAGCCCACUGUGCAUAUCAAGAUAAGGAUAAUACGGUUGCUACAGGUCCACCCCGUGCUGUACAAUUAGGGUCUUCGUAUCUAAACGACCCUGGGGCGUUAGUGAUCAAAGUGGCGUCUGUAACUAGACACCCUAAGUAUAAGUUGCCGAAGUCUUACUUUGAUUUGGCUUUGGUCAAGUUGGAGAAGUCUGUGACAUUUUCCGAAGUGAUCAGACCGGCUUGUCUGGGCAGACCGCCGCCACCAGGCAAGCCCAUAAUUGCGACUGGAUGGGGUAGAACUGAGUUCCGAGGAGAGCAAUCGUUCGAACUGCGCAGUGUAUCGAUCCCAGUGUGGGAGAUGUCGGAGUGCCGGCGCGUGCUGGGCGCGUCCCGCAAGCUGCCCGACGGGCCGCGCGCCGACACGCACAUAUGUGCGGCCGAGCUGCGGGGCGGGAAGGAUACCUGUCAGGGUGACUCAGGCGGUCCAGCACAAAUCCAAGAUGGCUGCGUUUGGCGCGUAGUUGCUGUGACGUCACUCGGUAGAUCUUGCGGAGCUCCGAACACACCAGCAUUAUAUGCCAAAGUAUAUCCCGUGUUCAUCGCGUCUGUAGUAUUCAACGGACAGACAGACAAACGAGAAUUUAACAUAAACCAGAAUCAGAAUCAAGAUUCUGGAAGUUAUAAUCGACGCGAAACAACUACAGUGAGAUAUCAAGAGAAUUAUAAUAGUUAUAAUCAAAAUGAUUAUAAUGAUCAGAAUCGUGGACAAGUUUCUACAACGACAAGCAACUACGGCAAUUACAAUAUUCAGAAUAAUAGAAAUAAUGAACAAUAUACUAAUAACAAUAAUCGAGGACAGAAUAUUAUUACGACUACUGUAAAUCCAAGUAGCAAUCAUCGAGAGAAUAAUUACAAUAAUCAGAAUCAGAAUCAAUACGAUUCUGGAUUUUAUAACGCAGAAAAUGAUAAAAAGAGUGAGAAUAGUGACAGUGGACAAUAUAGACCACAAAGACAGGAAACAAAUAAGCCAGAUUAUAAUAAUUAUAAUACAGAUACCAAUAAUAGAUAUCCCAACGAUUAUAAUAAAGAAUAUUACAGCAACGGUUAUUAUAAUCAGAAUCAGAAUCAGAAUCAGAAUCAGAAUCAGAAUAAUUAUAACUAUUAUACUACUGAGGGUUAUAAUUAUGAAAAAAGACCGUAUGAUGAUCAUAAUGCAAAUGUGGAUGAUGGCAGGAUUUGGUGGACAUAGUUGGCAGUCUUAGACUUAUAAUUAACUAGCUGUGCCCCGCGGUUUUACCCGCAUGUCUCCGCUCCUGUUGGUCUUAGCGUGAUGAUAUAAAGCCUAUAGCCUUCCUCGAUAAAUGGGCUAUGUAACACUGAAAGAAUUUUUCAAAUCGGACCAGUAGUUCCUGAGAUUAGCGCGUCCAAACAAACUCUUCAGCUUUAUAAUAUUAGUAUAGAUUAGCAGUAUUAUUGACAGUGUGGAAAAAUGACAGAGC